CUUUAAAUAAAGAAAGAGAAACUAACUAGAACAUUCAUUACAUCAUUAUAAUAGAUUGACAAUGGAAAUUUAAUAAUAGAUUCGUAAAUUAUCGAUAAUAUUCAAAUCUAACAUGAAACUAAUAUUUUUCAUAUCUCAUAUAUUAAUCAGUUCUAUAUGGAUCUAUUCAGUUGAAUCCAUCAAAUGUUAUACAUGUGAUCAGUGUUCACUUCCUUUAGAAAUAGAACAUUUAGAAGUAGCGGAUGGUUGUAAAUUUUGUAAAACCAUAGAACAUUCACGUUAUUUCUUAGGAGGUAUAGCAACAAGACAAUGUGUACAACAUUGUAAACCAUUAUCAAAUUGGCUUUAUUGGAGUUAUAAAUCAGUACAAUUUACAGUAAAUUGUUGUAAUCAAGAUUUGUGUAAUACAUCUAAUUUUAAAUCAAUUAAUAUGUAUCUACUAUUAAUUUGUCCUUUAUUAUGGCAAUAUUUUAUUGAUUUUCUUUGAACUUUAGCGCUUUUAUCGCUUAUAUACCCUGAAAUACUUGACCUCAUAGUAAUCAUUUUAAAAAAUUUACAGUAAUUUUUCUCGUAUAUGCUAUUGAUACUGG
Schistosoma haematobium is the source of this 590-nucleotide messenger RNA. RefSeq lists its product as uncharacterized. The record is from RefSeq and is a predicted model, not a curated record. The transcript has 3 exons. Bases 113 to 487 code for a protein of 124 amino acids. Lineage: Eukaryota; Metazoa; Platyhelminthes; Trematoda; Strigeidida; Schistosomatidae.